This is a messenger RNA of Rubroshorea leprosula, 3289 nucleotides long. The record is from the annotation of a GenBank genome assembly. Lineage: Eukaryota; Viridiplantae; Streptophyta; Magnoliopsida; Malvales; Dipterocarpaceae.
CUGAAUUCAAUAUACUAAACUAAAUAUAUUUCUUCAAAACAAAAAAAAACCUAUUUUUCAUGUUCGGUUUGGCCGCUCUGCCUGUAGUCUUCUUUACUCCUUUCUUCUUCUCAUUUCUCGCCACUUCAUAUUACUAUUCUUCAAUCCAAUAACAAGAACCCUAAUUCUGAUUUACCCUUUAGCUAAAGAUUCGAUCUUUUCCACCAAAGGAAAGGAGGGUAUUUUCAGGGAGAGCUUCAAUGAUCAAACAAGCCCUGUUUUGGGAAUCUUCAGCCUAGGGUUUGCUCGAAGGUCCUUCAUUUCUCCCUAGUUAAAAAAAAAAAAAGGUUUGGGUUCUUAUUUCUUGCUCUUGUGUUCGGGUUAUUUAUUUAUUUAUUUUUUGUUUGUGGUGAAUUCUAGAGAUGAGAAUUUGAUUUUGUAAUUGGCUGAAUUGGCUAAAUUUAGAAAUAUUAGGAUUACUUGAUUUGGUUCGAUUUUCAAUUGUCUUAUUGGCAUUGGAAUCCAUAAUUUUACUCCAAUUUGGAGCAGUGUAGAUUCUGAUUUUUAGAUUGAAUUAAUGAGAAGCUUUUAUUUUGGUUGUUCUCAGUUUUCUUUGUUUUACUUUUUCUGGUAGUGAGUAAAUUAGGUGAGAUGGCUGGGAGCUGGGAUGGAAGUUUUGACCAGGGAAGCCAAUCGGAUGAUAGUUAUCUUUUUGAGAGACUGCACAUAGAGCCCAUUUAUGAUGCAUUUGUUUGCCCUUUGACAAAGCAAGUUAUGCGUGACCCUGUGACCCUCGAAAAUGGACAAACAUUUGAACGUGAAGCAAUUGAAAAAUGGUUCAAGGAAUGUAAAGAGAGUGGAAGGAAGCCUGUAUGCCCAUUGACACUUAAAGAACUAAAAAGUAUGGAUCUGAACCCAAGUAUGGCUUUGCGGAACACCAUUGAGGAGUGGACUGCUAGGAAUGAAGCUGCUCAACUGGAUAUGGCUCAUAGAUCAUUAAAUAUGGGCAGUUCAGAAAGUGAUGUUCUCCAGGCCCUGAAGUAUAUUCAGCAUAUUUGCCAAAAGAGCCGAUCAAAUAAGCAUGUCGUACGCAAUUCUGAGCUUAUACCCAAGAUUGUUGAUUUGUUAAAGAGCGGCAGCCGUCAAGUUCGGUGUAGAGCAUUGGAGACUCUUCGGAUAGUAGUGGAGGACGAUGAUGAUAAUAAGGAAAUAUUGGGUGAGGGGGACACUGUUCGUACAAUAGUUAAGUUCUUGUCACAUGAACUAUCUAAGGAGAGGGAGGAGGCUGUCUUUUUGCUAUAUGAGCUUUCCAAAUCUGAAGCCUUGUGCGAGAAGAUUGGUUCAAUUAAUGGAGCCAUUCUUAUAUUGGUAGGAAUGACAAGCAGCAAGUCAGAGAAUGUUUUGACUGUUGAGAAGGCUGAUAUGACACUGGAAAACUUGGAGAAGUUUGAAAACAAUGUCCGACAGAUGGCUGAAAAUGGUAGACUGCAGCCGCUUUUGAAGUUAAUCCUUGAAGGCACACCAGAAACAAAGCUUUCUAUGGCUUCAUACCUUGGUGAGCUGGUUCUAAAUAAUGAUGUGAAAGUCCAUGUAGCAAGAACAGCAGGUGCAUCCCUUAUCAGUAUCAUGAAAAGCGGCAAUGUGGAAUGCAGAGAAGUUGCUCUUAAAGCUCUUAACCAAAUCUCAUCAUAUGAGGCAAGCUCUAAGGUGUUAAUUGAGGCAGGAAUAGUUCCCCCUCUUGUCAAGGACCUAUUUACUGUUGGUGCCAAUCAGCUUCCCAUGCGACUGAAAGAGAUCUCUGCAACAAUUCUUGCAAAUGUUGUAAACUCGGGCUAUGAUGUAGAUUCCAUUCCUGUUGGAUCUGACCACCAGACUCUAGUUUCUGAAGAUAUCGUCCAUAACUUACUGCAUCUAAUCAGCAAUACUGGUCCAGCAAUUGAGUGCAAACUUCUUCAAGUUCUAGUUGGACUCACUAGUUCAGAGACAACAGUUCACAAUGUUGUUGCUGCAAUUAAAAGCUCAGGUGCUACUAUCAGUUUGGUUCAGUUUAUUGAGGCUCCCCAGAAAGACUUGCGUGUUUCAUCUCUAAAACUUCUCCAGAACCUCUCUCCAUACAUGGGUCAGGAAUUAGCAGAUGCCCUACGUGGAACAGUUGGUCAGCUUGGCAGCCUAAUCAAAGUCAUAUCUGAAAUUACUGCAAUAAGUGAAGAGCAGUCAGCAGCUGCUGGCCUUUUAGCUGAACUCCCAGAGAGGGAUUUGGGACUCACACGACAAAUGCUAGAUGAAGGUGCAUUUCAGUUGAUCAUCUCUCAAGUAGUCAGAAUCCGACAAGGAGUGCCUAGGGGCACCCGCUUCGUGACACCAUUUCUAGAAGGACUUGUGCAUGCUCUAGCUCGGGUGACAUUUGCCUUGGCAGAUGAACCUGAUGCAAUUGCCCUUUGCCGUGAGCACAAUCUUGCUCAAUUAUUUAUUGAUUUGCUUCAGGCCAAUGGACUUGACAAUGUGCAAAUGGCUUCUGCCACAGCACUAGAGAACUUAUCACUGGAGUCCAAAAACUUGACCAAAUUGCCAGACUUGCCAAUGCCGGGUUUUUGUGCCUCUAUCUUUCCAUGUUACAGCAAACCGACAGUUAUAACAGGAUUGUGCAAGAUCCACCGAGGAACUUGUUCACUAAGAGAGAGCUUCUGUCUUUAUGAAGGACAGACUGUAGGGAAGUUGGUGGCUCUCCUGGACCACACAAAUGAGAAGGUGGUUGAGGCAGCACUUGCUGCCCUAUCCACGUUGCUAGAUGAUGGGGUUGACAUUCAGCAAGGAGUUGUGGUAUUGUGUGAGGCAGAAGCAAUCAGACCAAUACUUGAUGUUUUACUCGAGAAUCGAACAGAGAACUUGAAGAGAAGAGCAAUUUGGGUAGUUGAGAGACUUCUACGGACUGAUGAAAUUGCAUAUGAAGUCUCUGGAGAUCCAAAUGUCAGUACAGCGCUUGUUGACGCUUUCCAGCAUGGUGAUUAUAGAACCAGGCAGAUAGCUGAGCAUGCACUAAAGCAUGUCGACAAGAUUCCCAACUUCUCUGGAAUAUUUCCGAACAUGUGAUAGAUUCAGUAUGAAUGCAUUUUUUAGAGUUGGUAUAUGAAUGCGGUUGCAAAACCAUCAAACUGCAAGUAGAUAUUGCUGUACACAAAUUUCCCAUUUGUAGAGUGUUCCAUUGUUCUUAAUGAUGUCAUUUUCAUUAAUAUCCAUUUCUUUACGUGAUACCAAUAUUCUUUUGGCAUUAAGAAGGCUUUUUGUCGGUCUAUUAAUGGUAAGUUUGUUA